AUGCCUCACGCCAAACAACCGUGGAUCGAGACGCCCUUGGUCGAAUCGACAGUCCUGUCCAAAAUCGCUGGCUGUCGCAUCUUUCUCAAACUCGAAAACCUCCAGCCCUCGUCGUCAUUCAAGUCCCGGGGCAUCGGCAACUUGAUGCUCAAGAGCAUCCAAGAACAAUCAGAGUCCCCCUCAGACGACCGACCGCUGCACUUCUACUCCUCCUCCGGAGGCAACGCCGGGCUCGCCUGUGUCACGGCCGCGACGUCCCUGGGCUACGCGUCCUCGGUCGUGGUCCCCACUAGCACGGAUGAACCCACGGUAGCAAAGUUGCUUGCCGCGGGUGCCAGCGAGGUGAUUGUCCACGGCGACAGCUGGUUCUUCGCCGACCAACAUCUCCGCGAAGUCGUCAUCCCCGCCGCGGAAGCCAAGGGCGAAAAGGGCAUCUACAUCCACCCCUUUGACCACCCUUUUAUCUGGGAAGGCGCGGGCACCAUGGUCGAGGAGAUCCAGAAGCAGAUGCCCGACGGGGAUGACAAGCCUGACGCCAUCGUCUGCUCCGUGGGCGGCGGCGGCUUGUUCUCCGGCAUCAUGUACGGCCUCGACCACGUGGGCUGGUCCGACCAAGUCCAGGUACUGCCGGUGGAGACGCUGGGCGCCGACUCGCUGGCCCAGUCGCUGCAGCAGAAAGAGCUGGUCACCCUCCCAGCCAUCACGUCGGUCGCGACCUCGCUAGGCGCCAUCCGCGUCGCCGAAAACGCCUUCCGCCAAGGCCAGCGCCCGGCCGUCACGUCGGUGGUGCUCGACGACGCCGAGGCCUGCGCCGCCUGCUGGCGCUUCCUGGACGACGAGCGCAUCCUCGUCGAACCCGCCUGCGGCGCCAGCGUCGCCCUCGCCUACGACGGCCGCUUAAAGAAGCUCCUCAAGGGAUUCUCCGCGGCCUCCAAGGUCGUCAUCGUCGUGUGCGGCGGCUCCAAAAUCUCCCUGGACCUGCUGACCCUGUACCGCGACAAGUACCAGAAGCGGAGCGAGGAAUUGGCACGGAAGUACUCGUAA
Messenger RNA from Fonsecaea nubica, 1044 nucleotides. RefSeq lists its product as hypothetical. The coding region runs from base 1 to 1044 and encodes 347 amino acids. Gene Ontology annotation, biological process: L-threonine catabolic process; L-serine catabolic process. NCBI's taxonomy places the organism in Eukaryota, Fungi, Ascomycota, Eurotiomycetes, Chaetothyriales, Herpotrichiellaceae. The transcript is spliced from 2 exons. Gene Ontology annotation, molecular function: L-serine ammonia-lyase activity; threonine deaminase activity; pyridoxal phosphate binding. The record is from RefSeq and is a predicted model, not a curated record.